AUUAGAAAGGGUGGCUUUGAGUCCGGAUCUCAGGGCUUUACGGGUCUUGGCUGGGAGCCUUUGCCUGUCCCGUCGCGAUCAUGUCGUUCUGCAGCUUCUUCGGAGGCGAAGUUUUCCAGAAUCACUUCGAGCCAGGUGUCUACGUGUGUGCCAAGUGCGGCUAUGAGUUGUUCUCCAGUCACUCAAAGUACGCACACUCCUCCCCUUGGCCAGCAUUCACUGAAACCAUCCAUGCAGACAGUGUGACCAAGUGCCCUGAGAAAAACCGACCGGAAGCUUUAAAGGUGUCCUGUGGCAAGUGUGGCAAUGGGUUGGGCCACGAGUUCCUGAAUGAUGGCCCCAAGCGGGGGCAGUCACGAUUCUGAAUAUUUAGCAGCUCACUGAAGUUCCUCCCUAAAGGCAAAGAAGCUCCUGCCCCCCAGGGGCACUAGGGCUCUGCAGGAGAUGGACCUUGAAUGGACUGCCCUGGCCAACUGUUCCAGCCUCAGUCACUGUAUGAUCUGCUCUGGUUAAAUCCUUCUAUGCCAGCCAGGGUGGUGAUGACCUGUGACCUUCGGGGAGGGGAGCAGGCAGAUGCCGGGGAUUCUUGGAUCCUUGUCUUCUGGCAGAGAAAACAGAACUCCAUUUCACAAUUUGCAGGCUCAUCUUGCCUCACUCUGGUUUGGGAAAGUGACUGUUGCCCUAUUGUCUGGCCAGCAUGGCAGGGACUCUGUUCUCGCCACUUCGUCCAGAGUGUCCCUCUUAAGAGAAAGCCACUGUUCCUUAUUGUAUGUGCUUGGAAGCUCUUGACAUCUGGGAGAGUGGGUGAUGCUGAGACCUACUCCCCCUUGAUUGCUCUCUGGAGUGAUCAAGAAGUCAAUAAACAUGAAGCCUGAGCUGGUUGCCAUGUUUGUUUCAUGCUAGGGGUUGAACUAGGAUUAUAAGCGCCACUGUACUUGAUUUGAGUUUACAGUGUUUAGACAAUGCCCAGCGUCUGCAGAGCCCUAGGGAGAGGUUAGUCUCCCUCGUCUGUCUCAGAGCUAGGAGGACUCCUCAGUCUCGGGGAAGAAGGCGCAGGCUUGAUGGUCUUGAAGCUUGGAAGAGCCAGGCAGGGGCCGGGUCUGCAGGGGUGUGAAACAUUUGCCUGGAGAUCCACUGGGCUCAGGGCCUUCUUGUGAGUAAGACUGGCUGAACCUUUGUCUGGCCCACUGUUGAGAUGUCCCCCAGGAAUGAAGGGAAGUGAGGCCUUCUCUGGUGAUACGACCUCCUGAACAGUGGGUCUUGACGUGGUGAUAAAUUAACAUUAAUUGGGGGUUACUAUCCCACCUUUGAUUGUUAGGAGCUGCGUUGGCCAUUGCAACAUGGCGCCGGUUUCCUGCUUCCUGGUUCUUCUUGAGAGCCUUGCUUGAAUGUGCGCCUGCGCAAGGCGCGAAAACCAGUAUGCUAAUUGGCGAUGUCGUAAGAGCCAAUGAGUGUGUGGCACGUCUCCUAGGGCUCUAUAUAAGCCACAGGUUUUUCGGGCUAGGCGUCCCUCGCUUCACUGCUAUCUAGAGAGCUGUACAAUAAAUUGCUGUCAGAAGAA
This is a messenger RNA of Grammomys surdaster, 1561 nucleotides long. RefSeq names its product methionine sulfoxide reductase B1 (gene Msrb1). NCBI's taxonomy places the organism in Eukaryota, Metazoa, Chordata, Mammalia, Rodentia, Muridae. The record is from RefSeq and is a predicted model, not a curated record. Gene Ontology annotation, molecular function: peptide-methionine (R)-S-oxide reductase activity. The transcript has 5 exons.